AAUGUUAUCCAAAGCAGUUGAAAUGGUCUUCAAACAGUCCAGACCUCAAUCCUAUCGAGAACUUAUGACAAAUUUUGAAGACAUGUGUAGAGAAAACGUUUUUCUUGAUACAAUUCAAAAAGAGUAG
Messenger RNA from Funneliformis caledonium, 127 nucleotides. Lineage: Eukaryota; Fungi; Glomeromycota; Glomeromycetes; Glomerales; Glomeraceae. The record is from the annotation of a GenBank genome assembly.